Molecule: messenger RNA, 2189 nt
Organism: Bacillus rossius redtenbacheri
Lineage: Eukaryota; Metazoa; Arthropoda; Insecta; Phasmatodea; Bacillidae
Exons: 4
Coding region: 1237-2094 (285 amino acids)
Source: RefSeq, a predicted model, not a curated record
UAUACUAAACUCCUAUUUAACACAAUGUUAAUAAUGGGUAUUACUUCUACUACUCCUACUACUACUUAUCGAGUGCUUCGCUUCGAUGUUUACUCCAUUGAUGUUCACCGCAAACGGUUUCUAGUACCAGCGUUGCCUAGUGAGGACAGCCAUCUCAGUUUUAUUAGGGGCUAGUUUGAGCUACGGCGUUUCAGCCAGUCGUUCAAUCUCAUCAUUAGGUAGUCAAAGUUUUUGCUGCACGUCCUCAGGGCUGCUUGCAAGAAUGAUUCCCGCAAUGUCGUCGGCGUAGCCGUUUAGGUGGGUGUCCCGUGCCAUGUCCAUCCUCAAAAGGCGACACUCGUCAUAACCAAAACCAUACCGAUAGACCUCAUGGCAAACAAACGACAAAGACUCCACGAGCGACGCACAUAUAAGGGCACCCUUGACGACUACUCCCGUCAACUCGAAAGGAAGCAGACCCUAAGAGAAUGGCAAACUAGUUGGGAAAAUGCGGACACAGGGAGAUGGACAGCUAAACUUAUCCCAGCACUCGAAACAUGGUCUGACUGCAAACACGCAGUAACUAACUUCAACCUACCGCAACUACUCACAGGGAACGGACUGUUCGAGGCGUACUUGCAUCGCAUGGGGCUAGCAGACAGCCCUGUGUGCAAAUACUGCCCAGCAAACACCGAUGAUGCCUGCCACACCUUCUUCCACUGCGGCAGAUGGGAGACAGAAAGAACAGCGGCCGAAGAAACAAUCAGAGCCAAAAUGAGUCCAGGAAACAUAAUCCCCCUUAUGAGCAGCUCUCCGCGGAACUGGGAGACAAUAAUGAGCUAUGCCGAAGCAGUACUGAGAGCAAAGAAGCUUGAGAACUGACCAAGAAGAGCGCCUAGUCGCGUAACCUGGGCCAGGCUGAAGUAAUGCAAAGCGGUUUCCGGUCUGGCCCCCUUCCUAAAAGAAGGGCAGAAAGAGAGGACUGUUUUUAGUCAGUAAAAAUCUGACACUACCAACAAUCCCACCUGUUGGUGUCUUUUGAAGAUUUUUAAACCUCUCAAAAAAAUUACUACCACCACCACUACUACCACCACCACUACCACUACCACUACCACUACCACCACCACCACCACCACCACCACCACCACCACCACCACCACCAACACCACCACCAACACCACCACCACUACUACCACCACCACCACCAACACCAACACCACUACUAUUACUGCAACCACCAUUAGUUCGCAAGCCGCCAUGAGCUUCACUAAGCAGACUGAGAAUGAAGGUGAGGCAAGUGCUGUGAUCGAUAAAGAUUCAGAAGAACUGCAUCUUAUAACGUUACCUUCAGGGAAACCUUUUAAAUUUUUGGUGCAGUCCACCGGCGGAGUUGACGUGAAGGAGGAUAAAGCUGUUUGGGAUCAUUCUGCCACCAGGCUGUUGAUUUCCGAGUAUGACGAGAAGAAGCAAAUGGUGGACAGUGGUAAGUUGAAGAGCCACAAGAUUAUGUGGAACUUGAUAGCGGAGGAAAUGUGUAAACAAGGCUACUCUUACAACAACUUGCAAGUCGAGAACAAGUGGAAGAGUCUGGACAGGGCGUUCAAGAAAUAUCUGUCUAGGAGGGAACUGACUGGGCGCACCAAAAAAGUACCUUUUUUCAAGGAAAUGAUGGAAAUUCAUAAGCGACAUCAGGACUUAUAUUCUUCAGUCGUGACAGAGCUGCAAGAUGAAGAUGUUGUAAUGCACGAGGAAGUCGUCAAUGACAGUGAUGUUGAGACUCAUGAAAUGUCGUACAGUGAGUAUCUGGAGCAUGUGACACAGAUAGAAGAAAACAUAGUCGGCAAUGGGGAAAGCAUUGUCUUGACGAGCACAAGCCCUUCGAAAGAAACAUACUCAUUCCACCCUGACGACAUAGAGAAGAGAGAACCACCACCUAAACUGAAAAGUGUGAUAUACGAAAUCCGCCUUUUGAGAAAAAGUUUGAUAGAGCAGAGGGAGGCAAGGUUGCAAGAAAAGAGAGACUUGGAGUUAAAGAAACUUAAGAUAAAGGAAGCUAUCUUUAAGCAGUUGAAAAGAAAAAAUGAUCUUUUGGAAGAAUUACUAAAAAAACUAUAAUGUACUUUAGUGUUAGUAUAAAACUGUUUCUCUUGCAAAAUCAGUUUGUUUGAUUCUUACAUGUUUUGAAAAUAUAAAUAAUUUUUUAAAAACUA